Molecule: messenger RNA, 1334 nt
Organism: Charadrius vociferus (killdeer)
Lineage: Eukaryota; Metazoa; Chordata; Aves; Charadriiformes; Charadriidae
Gene: ARL13B
Product: ADP-ribosylation factor-like 13B
Exons: 10
Coding region: 114-1334 (406 amino acids)
Biological process (GO): non-motile cilium assembly; receptor localization to non-motile cilium
Cellular component (GO): ciliary membrane; non-motile cilium; motile cilium
Molecular function (GO): GTPase activity; GTP binding
Source: RefSeq, a predicted model, not a curated record
UGACAAGACAGCAUCUGGGCCUCUGCAGUUUCUCUCCUGGUCUUCUUCGAUUGUUCUGGCCUGUCCUCAUUGCUUCUGUAGCUUUCGUGGCUCUGGAUGGCUAGUGAAGAGGGAUGUUCAGUCUAAUGGCCAAUUGCUGCAGCUGGUUAAAACGGUGGCAGGAACCUAUCAGGAAGGUGACACUCAUAAUGGUGGGUCUUGAUAAUGCUGGUAAAACUGCUACAGUCCGAGGAAUUCAAGGAGAGUCUCCUGAAGACGUGGCUCCAACAGUUGGGUUUUCCAAGAUUGACCUUAAACAGGGACGCUUUGAAGUCACCAUCUUUGAUUUAGGAGGUGGAAAACGAAUUCGAAAUAUCUGGAGAAAUUACUAUGCAGAGUCCUAUGGUGUAAUAUUUGUUGUGGAUUCCAGUGACAUUGCAAGAAUGGAAGAAACGAAGCAAGCCAUGAUAGAGGUUUUAAACAGCCCUAAGAUAUCAGGAAAACCCGUGUUAGUGCUGGCAAAUAAGCAGGACAGAGAAGGAGCUCUGUCAGAAGCAGACGUAAUUGAAUCCUUAUCUCUGGAAAAGCUUGUCAAUGAACACAAGUGUCUAUGUCAAAUUGAACCUUGCUCAGCUGUCAUGGGCUGUGGGAAAAAAAUUGAUAAGUCAAUAAAAAAGGGACUAUUUUGGCUUCUCCAUAUCAUAGCAAAAGAUUUUGAUGCCUUAAAUGAGCGCAUCCAAAGAGACACUACAGAACAAAAAGCAUAUGAAGAACAAAAGAAGCUAGAACGAGCUGAGCGAGUGAGAAGGAUACGAGAAGAAAGGGAAAGACCCUUCCAGCCUAUAUCUGCUGUGAUCUCUGAGAAUGAAAAACAAAUUGAAAAGGAAAAGAAGCGGCAAAAGUUGGAGACUGAAAAGGCUACAAUUGUCUUGAAAUCACAAACAGAGCAAGAACAAAUGGAUGCCCCACACUUCUCAUGUAGCAGUAGCCAAAAUACAAAUGAUAGUAGACUAGAAACAUGCAAUUCUACAACUACUCAGCUUUUGCAGCAUGAAGAGCAUGAGCAGCAAGCCUCAGAAUGCCUUGACUCAGAUAACAGUAAGAAAAAAAGUAAAAAACCAAAAUUAAAAAGGGGCCACAGAGUAGAACCUGUUAAUGCAGAAGAUGCUGUUCCCAAAAAUCCUACGCCACCACCAGCGCUUCCACCAGUUGGCUGGGGAACUCCCAAACUUAAUAGACUUCGAAAACUUGAGCCUCUUGGUGACACACAUCAUGCUGAUUUCUAUGGAAAGCCUCUGCCCCCGCUGACUACACGCCAAAGACCCAACAGUGAUACCCAUGAUGUCAUAGCUUAA